Molecule: messenger RNA, 2112 nt
Organism: Fraxinus pennsylvanica
Lineage: Eukaryota; Viridiplantae; Streptophyta; Magnoliopsida; Lamiales; Oleaceae
Source: the annotation of a GenBank genome assembly
AUGCAAAACCUAAUCCGCAGAUCAGCGGCGUAUUUUAGCCCCGCCCGUCAUUGUGUACACACCUCCACAGCUCCAUUAAUCAGAGAAACCGGUCUCUAUGGAUUCGACCACUUGAAAACUCCCAAAGGGUUUCAACGAAUGGUCGACGAUGCUAUUGAGCGGUCUAAUGAACUCGUAAAUUAUAUUGCUGGAAUGCCUUCAGGUCCAGAAAUUAUCGAUGCCAUGGAUGAAAUAUCCAAUGCAGUUUGCACAGUUAUUGACUCUGCAGAGUUGUGUAGGCACACACAUCCUGCUAGGGAAUUUGUCGAGGAGGCAGGCAAUGCGUCACUCCGUAUAAAUGAAUAUCUACAUUAUCUUAAUUCGAAUUGCACUUUGUAUCAUGCGGUUGUAAAAGCCGAGAAGGAUCACCAUUUGCUUACUGAAGAAGCUCAAAGAGCAGCCCGUCAUCUACGUAUUGACUUGGAGAAGGGUGGCAUUCAUCUCAGCCCUGAAAAAUUGGAUCGAGUUAAUCAACUAAACAUAGACAUUGUUCGGCUGUGCAGGGAGUUUAAUGAAAAUAUUAUCGCGGACCCAGGUCACGUGGAUAUAUUUCCAGGGUCACGUGUACCCAAAAAUUUGCACCAUCUCGCCAAGCCCAUCUACCGUCCUUCAGGGCAAUUAAGGGUAUCAACAGUGCUGGAUGGUAACAAAAAAGAGAGAGGGUUUCGUUUAGUGACAGAGCCUGAUGCUCUGUCUUCUAUUUUGCAGUUAGCUUCGGAUGCUGAGGUUAGAAAGCUGGCUUAUGUCAGAGGAAAUUCUGUGCCCCGAGCAAACUUGGUGGUUCUUGAUAAGCUUAUUGCUGCUCGUCACGAGUUUGCCGAGAUUGUGGGGUAUAAAUCUUAUGCUCAAUUUGCUCUGAAAGAUAAUAUGGCUUCAUCACCCGAAGUUGUGCUUCCCUUUCUGCAUGAUAUGAGCAAAAUGGUCAGGCCCAAGGCUGAGGAGGAGUUCAAAAAAAUAUUGGAUUUUAAGAGAGAAAAAAGUGGUCAAUUAGAUGAAGGGUUAGAGCCAUGGGAUGAGGUUUACUUCACAAGAUUGAUGAAGUCUUCUGCCCAUAAUUUCAACAACUCGGUUGUGGCUUCAUACUUUUCUUUGCCACAAUGUAUUGAGGGCUUAAAAAUGUUGGCUGAGUCCUUGUUUCACGUGAAGUGUCAUGAGACUCCUCUUGCCCCUGGUGAAUCAUGGCAUCCAGAUGUGCUCAAAUUAUCUCUACAUCAUCCUGAUGAGGGUGAUUUGGGAUAUUUGUACCUUGAUUUGAAAUCAAGAGAGCAUAAGCAUCCUAUUUUUGCACAUUUUGCUAUCAAGGGAGGGCGUCGAAUCUCAGAAACAGAGUACCAAUUGCCAAUUGUAGCCCUUGUUUGCAACUUCUCAGGCUCAAAUUUCACAUCAGUGAUGCUUCACCAUUCGGAUGUAGAAACACUCUUUCAUGAGUUUGGACACGCUCUUCAUUCAUUGCUUUCAAGAACGGAUUACCAACAUUUUUCAGGAACCAGGGUGGUCCUUGAUUUUGCUGAAACGCCUUCAAACCUCUUUGAGUACUAUUCAUGGGAUUAUCGUUUCUUGAGGAAAUUUGCUAAGCAUUAUUCAACAGGCGAUCCAAUACCUGAAGACUUGGUAAAGUCAAUGCUAGGAGCGAAAAAUAUGUUUGCUGCGAUUGAGUUGCAACGCCAGAUCUUAUAUGCCUUGAUUGACCAAACGCUUCAUGGAGCACAGCUAUCCUCGACGAGGGACACAUCAUCUAUAGUUGCAGACUUGAGAAGAGAACAUACCUGUUGGAAGUACGUAGAAGGAACACACUGGCACGCCCGAUUCAGCCAUCUUGUUACUUACGGAGCAGGUUACUAUAGCUACUUGUAUGCAAAAUGCUUUGCUGCAACAAUAUGGCAAAAACUAUGUCAACAAGAUCCAUUAUCACUAGCCACAGGAUCUUCUCUUAGAACAAAGUUCUUACAGCAUGGUGGAGCCAAAGAUCCAGCUGAUAUAUUGAAUGAUCUCGUAGGAAGUGGUGCGAUAAGAAAUCAGAAUGGCGGUAUUAUUCCUGACAUUACAAGCCUCGCCAAAGAGAUGAAGCUUUGA